Pararge aegeria (speckled wood butterfly) is the source of this 2475-nucleotide messenger RNA. It is a transcript of the gene emei, whose product is annotated as transmembrane protein 161B. Lineage: Eukaryota; Metazoa; Arthropoda; Insecta; Lepidoptera; Nymphalidae. The record is from RefSeq and is a predicted model, not a curated record. The transcript is spliced from 9 exons. The coding region runs from base 201 to 1634 and encodes 477 amino acids.
AUUUAACUGUCUCUUUUUGUCACCUCGUUAAAUGUAUCUUGCUUUUUCGUCUAUAAUUUGACAUUCGAAACUAUUUUAUAUGAGGUUUUAAAGGGCUUGUCAAUAUUAAGGUUAUAAAUCCCGGAAAAAAUUAAAAAUAUAAAGGAUUAAUUUUAGACCAAGAUGAGAUAAACUUAAUCGUGUAACCGCAUUUCACAAAAAUGGCGUUACUUGGUGCCCAACUGGUUAUUUCAUUAAUAAUGGUAUCAGUGAUACAAAAACUCGGCAAUCACUCGUUUGCACGGUGGCUGUUAUGCUCCCAAGGACUAUAUCGAUAUUUGUAUCCAACAAACAGUGAAUUAAAAUCUUUGGCGGGUGUCCCAAAGGAUAAGCCGAAAGGGAAGAAAAAUUCAAAGAUAGAGUCAAAUGGCAAAGCGGAGACGUUCCACGUGCCUCGAAGCCUUGAAAUACAGCUAGAGACAGCCCCUGUUACCCACUUAGAUGUGGUUCAUUUGAGGUUCUAUACAGAAUACUUAUGGAUUGUGGAUUUUUCCCUGUACACUGCUAUUGUUUACAUUUUGUCUGAGAUAUACACUGCAUACUUCCCAUUAAAAGAUGAGUUCAAUUUAAGUAUGGUUUGGUGCUUACUGGUUGUAUUGUUUUCAUUUAAAAUUCUACUCUCUCUAACUAAACAGUACUUUACAAGUGAUGAGUCGAUGGGUGAACGUUCAACGUGCAUCGUUGCUUUCUGCUUGUUCCUGUUAAUAGCUAUGAUGGUAAUGAUUGUUGAUGAGAAGAACCUGGAGGUUGGUGUGGACCCCGCAUAUGACAGCUUCUAUGAGAACGCUUCAAAGUUCCUGGAGAAUCAGGGGUUAACAUCUGUAGGGCCAGCAUCGAAGGUGAUCAUCAAACUGUCGCUCGCUGUGUGGGCAGCUAUCAUUGGCACACUGUUCACCUUCCCAGGCCUUCGGGUUGCGAGAAUGCAUUGGGAUACAGUGAAGUACUACGGCGAGAGCAAGGUCAAAACUCUACUGCACAACAUUAACUUUGCGAUGCCGUUCGUACUCGCGUUGCUCUGGGUGCAGCCCAUCGCUCGACACUAUUUCGCCGUAAGAGUCUUCAGUGGGAUGACUAAGCCCCUCAUGACGUCCCAGGCGUUCGACACCCUGCGCGUGGCGCUGGUGGUGGGCACCAUCGCGCUGCGCCUGGCGCUCAUGCCACAGCAGCUACAGGCCUACCUGGACAUGGCGCAGCGCCGGUUGGACCUGCAAAAGAAGGAGGCUGGCAGGAUCACCAACAUCGACCUGCAGAAGAAGGUGGCGUCAGUGUUCUACUACUUGUGCGUAGUAGCGCUGCAGUACGUGUGCCCCAUAAUCAUGUGCCUUUAUCUCGCGCUCAUGUACAAGACGCUGGGGGGGUACUCCUGGGCCUCGCUCUUCGCGCAGGGGGUAGAGCCAGCCGGUGAACACGAGAAGCCUACCGUUACGAUGGAAGACAUGGAGCAGUUCCAAAUGGCAUGGGAGAAUUUGAAAAUGGUGUUCACAGAAGACGUGCAUCGCGGGGUGUUCGGUUUCGCGACGUGGUGGUGCUGUUUCUCCUGGUUCCUGACCACCGCCCUCGGGACCACCUACCAAACCUACUUCCGGAUGUCUUAAUCGGCACUAAUGCCCAUCAGAACUUUCCGGUUGACUCCUAGCCUAUAAUAUAUAUGGACAUAUUUUUUUUAAUGGUAAAAAUUAACGGACCAAGCAUAUGGUUCACAUGGUGGUUAGUGGAAAAAUCAUCGCCUAUGAACAUGGCAACGUUUCGCGGGAAACAGCCUACAGCGUACCGCCCUGUGUCCAUCAACUUGGGCGUAGUCGUUAAGUCUCGUGUGUCUGUAAUUACACCGGCACCGGAACCCAGCAUUGCAAUAGUGCUGCUUGGCGGCAAAAAUAAGCAUGGGGUUAGAACUUCCCCGGAAAAUCUCAGCUCUUUUUAUUUUCCAAAAAUAAAUUUAAAAAAACUUAUCUCUGUUUCCUAUUAUCGGUUCCUUUGCGAUAAACUCUAUAUUUUCCUGUUGCCCAGGGCAUAUAGUAAAUUUCAGUCAUUUCUUAUUGACUGUUACAUUCUAUACACAACCUGAGUAGCAAGUUCUAUUUAUAUUGAUGUCAAUUCUAUUGUACACAAAUAUCCAGCUAAAAUACAUUAACAGGUCUAAACGUAAUACUAGUUGUAUCUGUGGAAAAUGCCAGCACAAUUUUAAAAUCUGUCAAUUUAGAGAUUUGCUCACAACAUCAUUGUCAAAAAAUUUGUGCUAGUGCUGUUGCAGAAAAUCCUGAAACUAAUAAUAAUUUAUGACAGAUAAAUUGACAGGUCUAAAAAUUACUCGUUAGGUACGAAUUAUGGAGGGUUUAAUUAUGAAGUAAGGAGAGUCAUCUGUGUAUAUGAAAAAGUGUCGUCAAAAUGUAUUAAAUUAGGAUGGCGCCACAUUUGCAUCAGGGUAACUUUUAAAAG